UGCUAGAGCUGUGGGGAGGAGGGAUCUUCUGCAGUGUCACAAUCCAGCUUUUCUUCUCCCUGUCUGAAAAAAAAAAAAUAGAACUCAUAAAUUGCCUUCGGGAGCCCUGACAUGUCCAUGUGCGAUCUUGCAACAUUUUAUUCUUUUUCUGCAACAGUGUUAAUGUCUUAUUGGAAGACUGUUGCUAACCACAGGAACAUGCUGAAGUCAAACCACAUUGCACAAUAGUAAACUGGAGCUCAGAAUAGGAAGAAGAAUGUUACUAAGCUGCAACAUGUGCAAUGCAAAUAUGAAAGAAUAAUAUUUCCUGACAACUGCUGAAGGAAAAGUCUGGAAGAAUUUCAGAGCAUUACACCUAACAGAGCAUGCACUAAGCAUCCAGAACAACACACACUUCAGGAACACUCUGAUUAUUUGCAAUCAGCAGUCAAAGUCCAGCAUUAAACUGACAUCACUGCCUUACUUGUUCCCUGCACAGUGUUUUCCAGGACCUGCUAUGAGCUCUGAGAGUUGGAAAAACUAAGUGUCAGUUGUUCUGAUCUACAUGAUUCUGCCUUUUCUGAUCCCCUAAAAAAAUAAUAAGUAAUGGAUACACUUACUAUUGCUGUGCAGAAGAGGGCCACUGAGUUGGAAGAAAUGGCCGAGAUACUUACCAUCGGUGAACAGUUAAGACUCAGGCUGCACGAGGAGAAAAUUAUUAAAGACAGACGACAUCAUCUAAAGACUUAUCCGAACUGUGUUGUGGCCAAAGAACUGAUUGAUUGGCUCAUCGACCGUAAAGAAGCUGCUGAUAGGGAAACUGCAAUAAAACUUAUGCAAAAAUUAAAUGAUAGUAACAUUAUUCAUCAUGUAUGUGAUGAGUACAAGGAAUUCAAAGACGCCAAGCUUUUUUACCGCUUUAGAAAGGAUGACGGAACUUUUCCCCUAGACCAGGAAGUGAAGGUUUUCAUGCGAGGACAGCGACUAUAUGAAAAGAUUAUGAAUACGGGAAAACACACUUUGCAAGCAAGAGAUGAGGAAGGUGUAAAAUACGAACGUUCUUUUGUAGCUUCUGAAUUUGUUAACUGGCUGGUUUAUGAACAAGAGGCAAAAUCAAGAACUGAAGCUGAUCAGCUCUGCAGAAGAUUGCUGGAGCAUGCAAUCAUUCAAACAUGCCAUGUGUCUAGCAAGCAUCAUUUUGUGGACAGUGGUCUCUUGUACCAGUUCCGGUUGAACUUCAGAAGAAGAAGGCGACUUAUGGAGCUCCUUACUGAAAAAUCCCAGACUGUGCUGGAAAGUCACGACAGUCCCUUCUGUCUGCGCAAGCAAAGCCAUGAUAAAUCUACAAGCUUUCUCUCUGUAAGUCCAUCCAAGGAGAUUAAGAUUGUAUCAGCUGUGAGAAGAAGCAGCAUGAGUAGCAUUGGAAGUAGUGGAUACUUCAGCAGUAGUCCCACACUCAGUAGUAGCCCACCAGUUGUACUCUGCAAUCCAAAGUCUGUUCUGAAAAGACCGGUUACUGUGGAUGAACUCCUGGCACCAGUCGCUCCCUACACAAGAAAGACUCUGACUGUUGUCAGUGAUGCCGUAGGAUGGGGGUUUGUGGUGCGCGGGAAUAAACCGUGCCAUAUUCAAGCGGUGGAUCCAAGUGGUCCUGCAGCUGCUGCAGGCAUGAAGAUCUGCCAGUUUGUCGUUUCUGUGAAUGGACUCAACGUUCUUCAUUGUGACUUUCGAACAGUAAGCAACUUAAUCCUAACUGGUCCUCGGACUAUAGUCAUGGAAGUGAUGGAGGAACUGAAUGUAUGAGCAGAAUAAUCUGCGAGAGAUAUGUGGCGUGCCAAGUAAUAUUGUGAAACAAAAAACUUCACUAAUGUUGGGAAAAUUAUCAGCUUGUUCCAAACCUUUAUUUUUUGGUGGUUUUGACUUAAAGCCUGAUAAGAAACAGUAGCAGCUACAUGAUAAAACUUGAAAAUAAGAUGACGUUAUUUGCCAUAUAUGUCCACAUAAUUAAUAAGCUGUGCGAAAAUUCUUUAUGUACUGUAAAUGUAUGUCUUUGUUUAUCUAAUAUCUUGUUGAGAAUUUUAAUGAAUGUCUAAUAUGUUUUUAAGUGCCAUUACAGAAUUGACAUGAUUUUAUUAUAUAUUGCUAAGAAAUUAUAAUCGUAUGUACAGAGACAAAUUCUGUAGAGUGUAUGUAUAUAUGUAUGUAUGCAAGCUGCUUCUUGUAAUCUCUUUAUCCAGGAAUUCAACAAAUGAGACCAUAUGGAACUUAUUUCAAUGGAAAUAAAAACAAACAAAAAAAAAACUUGAAUCAAAUUAUAUACAAUUGAUUGUACUUUUACGAAGAUUAUAUGAAAGGUUCACUUUCAUGCAAAGGGAAACAUUUUCUUAUUGGUACAUUUUUUUACAAUAAUUUAAAGGUAAAAUUUUUAUACCAUUUAACACAAGUUCCAAUCAUAUUGUAUAUGUUCGUUUGGUUACAUUUUAUAAAGACAAGAAAUGCAAGCCUAAUUCAAAAGGUUUAGCAUUCCAUACACUGCUGACAAAUAUGCUGUUAAUUGUUUUCUGGGUGGAAAAAAAUGUUGAAUAUAAAUAAAUCUAUGAAAUAUAUUUAGUUAUUGUUUUUAAGUAUUUUCAUUUAUAAUGUUUCAGGCAGUUUCUUAAUAUUGUUGCAGCGGGGAGGUUCCUAUGGUGUCUGGAAUUUAUGUUCAAUUCACAAAGCUAAUUUAUAAAUAUAUAAACAAUCAUCUUAUUGCCAAAUAAUUGGUAUAGCAAAUCAGAUGUGAGAUAUAUGGUAACAUGUAAAUCAUUAAUUAAAAAAUAUAUUGAAUAUUUGUAGAAUGUACUAGAGGUAAAGUCAACUUAAUAAUUCUGUCCAGAACUUUUUUUGAAUACUGUUUAAUUGUAACACAUUUAGAUGAUUGACAAUAAACAUUUAAUAUAACACUUA
Messenger RNA from Bombina bombina (fire-bellied toad), 2925 nucleotides. It is a transcript of the gene DEPTOR, whose product is annotated as DEP domain containing MTOR interacting protein. The record is from RefSeq and is a predicted model, not a curated record. NCBI's taxonomy places the organism in Eukaryota, Metazoa, Chordata, Amphibia, Anura, Bombinatoridae. Gene Ontology annotation, biological process: intracellular signal transduction. Gene Ontology annotation, molecular function: protein binding.